UCUUUCCUCCCUUCACCCCUGGCUCCCCUCUCCUUCCUCUCCGUAGUUUUAAAUUCCCUCCCUUUCAGUCUCUCUCACCUUUUUCUUCCCAUCUCCUCUCACUGUUGUACUUGGGUUCCCUAGCAUACUCCAUCAAGAUGUCGAGCAGGGAAAGCAGGAUCUCCGAUGAGGAGAUCAAUGAGCUCAUCUCCAAGCUCCAAGCACUCCUCCCUGAGUCCCGUCGCCCGAGUACAAGCAGGGCAUCGGCGUCGAAGCUGCUGAAAGAGACGUGCAGCUACAUCAAGAGCCUGCGUCGGGAGGUGGACGACCUCAGCGACCGGCUGUCCGACCUGCUGGCGACGAUGGACUCCAACAGCCCACAGGCUGAGAUUAUAAGGAGCCUCCUCCGGUCCUAGGAACGGUUAGUUGCCGUCUUACCUCCUUUAUAGUAUUCUCUAAGGGGGGCCUGGUUAGGAGAAAGGGGGUCAUCUAUGGUGUACCAGCAUAUAAACGAAUGUAUCAGCUAGCUAGCUAGUAGGAGACGGCAUCUUUUGCUUGAUGCCCUAGUAGAGCGUUUUCCCUACCUCCACUUCCUUGUACAUUUAGUACCAGCAUAUAAACUGAUGUAUUAGCUAGUAGGGAACAGUAUGUUUGCUUUAUAUGUGCCUUGGUAUCUUCCCUACCUUCCACUUCGUUUA
Molecule: messenger RNA, 677 nt
Organism: Elaeis guineensis (African oil palm)
Lineage: Eukaryota; Viridiplantae; Streptophyta; Magnoliopsida; Arecales; Arecaceae
Product: transcription factor ILI5
Biological process (GO): regulation of growth; regulation of DNA-templated transcription
Molecular function (GO): protein dimerization activity
Source: RefSeq, a predicted model, not a curated record